AUGCUGUCCGAGGAGCUCUUCUCUUCGGUGUGCGGCCCGCCGAUAGCUGCCAACACGGCCAUAUCAAAGGACGUUGGUAUCUACGCGCAUACUCUGACGCCCACGUGGGCUGUCAAGUCAACCUUCAAGAAGAGCUCAGCACCGGUCCAUUGCUUGGCUGUCAGUGACAGCCACGUCUUCGCUGCCCAGGAUCAGAAGGCCCAUGUCCAUGUCUAUUCUCGAGCUCGAGGAAAUCAAGAGGCUCUUGUGCCCUUUCAGGAGAGGAUCCGAUGUAUUGCCCUUGCUGGCGAUGUUCUCGUCCUUGGAACAGCUGAGGGCCGGCUCAUUCUUUGGGAGACCUGCACGGGACGGCAAAUCACAACGCCUCCCUGCCAUGUGCAGGCUGUAAGCUGCCUUGCCGUGUCUCCCCACCAUGUGCUGUCUGCCUCAGAUGACUCCAACAUCAACGUCUGGUCCCUGCCUCGCCUCCUUGAGCCUGGGCAGGAUAUCGGGCAUGAGCCAGAUAGGACACUUUCAAAUCACCGCGGGGCCAUUACCGAUCUUGUUCUCGGCCCAGGCUCCAAUCCCGAGACAAGCCUGUGUGUAUCGGCAAGCAAAGACAAGACGUGCAUCCUGUGGAACUACCAGACGGGUCAAGUACUGCGAACAUUGCUGUUCCCUACGGCCCCUCUCUGCAUUUCGUUGGAUCCCUGUGCCCGAGCCCUCUUUGUCUCUUCCGAAGAUAGAAGUCUCUAUCUCGUCGAGUUCUUUGGCGACAAGCCGCUGUUGGGGUCCCGUAGUGCCGAGCUGGCAUCCAUUGUCAUGCAAAUCAACUCCCCCUUGGGAGUGGUAGAUGAGGACGCGGGACCCGCCUCUUGCAUGGCAGUCAGUCAUGACGGCACUUCCGUUGUGACUGGACACGUCAAGGGUAAGAUUCUGAAAUGGAAUCUAGUUGACAACAGCCAUCCCACAGAACUGGCAAACCUCAAUGCGUCCGUCACCAACCUAGUCUUUGCCCCUCUCUUCUCAGAAAAGAAGAACACCCAGGCGGGCACGGUGGUGAAGCCAAAUCAGUCUCAGCGACAGUACACCCUGACAACCCAGUUGCAGGGUGACUUGGACCAUGACACAAGAUUUAGCCAGAUGCUGAAUACCAACGGCUUCUCUGAUGAAACCAUUGCACAAGCUCUGGCGUCGUUUGCUGCGUCAAGUUCAUGA
This is a messenger RNA of Trichoderma reesei QM6a, 1197 nucleotides long. RefSeq lists its product as uncharacterized. Gene Ontology annotation, cellular component: nuclear pre-replicative complex. Gene Ontology annotation, biological process: rRNA processing; DNA-templated DNA replication. Gene Ontology annotation, molecular function: protein binding. The record is from RefSeq and is a predicted model, not a curated record. Bases 1 to 1197 code for a protein of 398 amino acids. The transcript is spliced from 2 exons. Lineage: Eukaryota; Fungi; Ascomycota; Sordariomycetes; Hypocreales; Hypocreaceae.